Sebastes umbrosus (honeycomb rockfish) is the source of this 5023-nucleotide messenger RNA. RefSeq lists its product as uncharacterized. The transcript has 30 exons. Gene Ontology annotation, biological process: regulation of apoptotic process. Bases 206 to 3772 code for a protein of 1188 amino acids. Gene Ontology annotation, cellular component: cytoplasm. Gene Ontology annotation, molecular function: protein binding. NCBI's taxonomy places the organism in Eukaryota, Metazoa, Chordata, Actinopteri, Perciformes, Sebastidae. The record is from RefSeq and is a predicted model, not a curated record.
CAACACUGACUGAAACGGUAGUUAGUUCUCAGCCCAGCAGAGAGACGCUACUCGAGAGGAGACACUUCAUGGAGACACUUUGACUGAAGUCCUGUCAACUCAUCUGUUACAGAUUGUUCCGUCAUCAGUAAAGACGGAUGGAUGAGGCUACAAGCUGUUUUAAAAAGCUCCUUGAUCCUCGGUGGCAGCAACUGAUAUAAAUAUAAUGGCGGAAGCUGCGAGACCCUCAGCAGGAUCAUCUGGUGUAGCUACCAUGGCAGAAGAGAAACAGCAUCAUUCACUGAUCCAGAGAGUGAAAACGAUGGCGUCUGUUAUAGAGCUGCUUUUGGAAACAAUGAAAGAUUUGAGUGACAAGGAGCUCAGGAGGUUCAAGGAUGCCCUGAGACAAACUUACUUUGCUAAACGUUACAUCCCGCGGUGGCAGCUGGAUAUGAAAGACAUGCAGGACACAGUGUUUUUAAUGGUGCUGACCGACGGCCAACGGUCUGUGGAGAAGACCAAGGAGGUUAUAAAGACGAUGAAGAGGACUGAUCUGGUGCAGAGGUUGUCAGACAGCAGCUCAGGACCCAAAAAAAAACACUCUGUGGAUGAACACCUGUCUGCACUGAUCCACAAAGUGGCAACAAUGAGGGCCGUUAAAGAGCUGCUUUUGGAAACACUCAAUGAUUUGAGCUCCGAGGAGUUAACGCAAUUCAGGUGGUUGCUGCAGUUCACGUUCUUCCAGAGGAACCUUCCACUCACGUCAUGGAGUAAACUGCUGGAGUCAACUUGGGCAGACCUGGUGGAGAUGAUGGUGGGGAUGAUGAUGGAGAUGUACGGUCAUCAGUCUGUGGAGGUGACUGAGGAGAUUUUCAUGGACAUGAACAGAACUGAUCUGGUGCAGAGGCUGUCAGAGAUCAGCUCAGGACCCAAAGAGAAACACUGUGUGGAUGAACAUUGGCCUGCACUGACCCAGGAGGUGGAAACGAUGGCGUCUGUUAUAGAGCUGCUUUUGGAAACACUGAAAGAUUUGAGUGUGAAGGAGCGCUGGAUGUUCAAGGAGGUUCUGAGUGAAACUGACUUUGCCAGACGUUGCAUCCCGUGGUUGCAGCCGACGAUGAAAGACAUGCAGGACGUAGUGUUUUUAAUGGUGCUGACCGACGGCCAACGGUCUGUGGAGAAUACCAAGGAGAUUUUAAAGACGAUGAAGAGGACUGAUCUGGUGCAGAGGUUGUCAGACAGCAGCUCAGGACCCACAAAGAAACACUCAGAUGAACACCGACCUGCACUGAUCCAGAAAGUCGCAACAAUAGCAGCUGUUAGAUAUCUGCUCUUGGAAACUCUGAAACAUUUGAGUUAUGAGGAGAUCUGGAAAUUCAACGAGUUCCUGCAGUCGAUUGUUUCACAGAAGAACCUCCCAGACAUCUCAUUGAUGUUCAGUUUCACAUCAGACAGAGCAGAAACAGUGGAUCAGCUGGUGCAGACCUACGGCCAGCAGUCUGUGGAGUUAACCAGGGAGGUUUUACAGAAAAUGAACAAGACUGAUCUGAUGCAGAGGUUGUCAAAGCCCAGCUCAGGACUCAAAGAGAAACAGUCUGUGGAUGAACAUCAACCUGCAGUGUCAGAGCGACACGAUUACAGAAAAACUGGCCGGAUUUUCAUUAAACUUGGUAAACUGUCGUGGUAUGGGCCAAAAACUCAGGAAAAGGCAUUAUCUGCAGAGGUUGUGACUACACCAUCGGCGUUGACGGAGGUAACAGAAGCUGUGAAACAGAUUGUUUUGAAAACACUGAAGGAUUUGAGUAACAAGGAGCUCAGGAAAUUCAAGCAGUUGCUGCAGUUCACGUCCUUCAAGAAGAGCCUCCCAUACAUCCCAUUGGAUGUACUGUAUUUUGCAGACCGUGCAGAUGAACUGGUGGAUCUGAUGGUGAAGACCUGCGGCCAGCAGUCUGUGGAGGUGACCAGGGAGGUUUUAAUGGACAUGAACAGGACUGAUCUGGUAGAGAGGUCGUCAGAGACCAGCUCAGGACUCAAAGAGAAACAUCCAUCUAAACGGAUCCAGAAAGAAGGAACCAUGACACCAGUUCAGGAGAAGCUUUUGGAAACACUGAAAGAUUUAAAUGACGGGGAGCUCGAGAAAUUCAAGCAUGUCCUGCAGUACACUAAAAUGGAGAAAAGCCUCCCAAUAAUCCCAAGACGGAGAAUGGAGAUGGCAGACAGAGUUGGAAUAGGGAAGCUGAUGGUGGAGACCUACGGCCAGCAGUCUGUGGAGGUGACCAGAGAGGUUUUUAAGAAGAUGAACAGGAGAGAUCUGGUAGAGAGGUUGUCAGACAUCAGCUCAGGAUCCAAAGAACAACAACGCUGUUUGUGGUGUGUAGGGCGCGGCGCUGUCCAUAGCACUGAAAUGGAGCGGAGCAGAGGAGAUCAACAGACAGACAGACACAGUUUCUUAGCCCGCUUAAGGCCUUCAAGAAGCUUGGAGCCUGAGGCUGGUGGAAGCGUUAUGCGGGACUCCAGUGACUGGACUAAACUUGAACCUGAAGUGAACAGUCCAGAUGCAGACGAAUCUCUAACUUACAGCCUACAGUCUGACGCAGGAAACUUUGAAUGUGGUGUCUCUGGCUUGCGCUGGGUCUGUAAGCAGAAGGUCAGCUUUAAGUACCAGUUCUGCUCUUGGGAGGAACCUAUGGAGAGGAUGGAAAGCAUCAAAUACAUGGCUGCAGGUCCCCUAAUAGACAUCAAAGUCAUUGCUGGGAAGUUAGAUGAGGUGUACCUGCCACACUGGAUCUGCAUACAUGACAACCCUACUCUAUUAGACAGGUUUGCAGUCCUACACAUAGAUGACUGUGGAGAUGUUGUGGAAAAAGUGUCUGAAGUCACAUCGUCCCAUGUCAAGCUGUCUGAACCAGUUUUCUCUCCAAGAGCAGUCCUGAUGAAAUUCGGCCUUCCAGUGAAAAUAAACUGCAACGUGUUAAUAUACUAUAAACCCAACACACCAUACCUCAUUCUACACGUUUACCUGAUCCCACGUGAUCCGGCGCUACAACAGACAAUGGACAAGAAGAAAGGAGCAUUCAAAAUAAUCAAGAAGCCACGACCAGACAAGUACCUGAAGAUGCAACAGGGUUUCAACCUCACAGCAGACAUAGACACAGCAGCAAUUAUCCCAGAGAAAAUAACCCUCCGAUAUGAUAGCCAAGACCCAAAUUUCUAUGAAGUGUACAUAGAGAAUCCAGACAGGAACUUCCACCUGACACUCUCACACCUUUACAAAAGGAAGGGGGAACAACAGCGUGAACCAGUGUGGAACUGUGAAAUUCGAAAAGCUGACUUUCAAAACUCUGGUGAAUCUGAAGCUGCAGAAUCAACUGGACCAUGUGAUAGUGCUACAGUAAGAGUCAAAAAGACAGGUGGACAAUCCUCCAUACCUGGUUCAAGUGACAAGAAACACUCUGUGGAGGAACACCUGUCUGAACUGAUGCAGAAGGAAGCAACAAUCACUACGGACAGAGGGAGGCUUUUGAAAAUGCUGGAGAACUUGAAACAGGAAGAGUUUGAAGGAUUCAAGUGGAACCUGCAGGACAAGCACUUACUUGCAGGCCUCCCAUGCAUCCCAUGCCACCUACUGGAGAAGAGUGACAGGUUUGACCUGGUGAAUCUGAUGUUGCAGACCUACAGCCAACAGUCUGUGGAGGUGACCAAGAAGGUCUUCAAGGAAAUAUACAGGAAUGAUCUGGUGCAGGAGUUGUCAGACACCAGCUCAGGAUCCAAAGCUGCAGGAUCAUCAGCUUGAGCAUCUGGUGUGAAUACGGCAGAGAGAGAUAAACUCUGUGGUUGAACACCUGUCUGCACAGAUCCAGAAAGUGAACAAAGACACAUCUGUCUGAGAUGUGAACACAGCUUUUAUUCAAUACAUGCUGGUUGAAAACCGUCCUCACCUUGAACUGAGAAAUUACAAUACAAAACCAAAAUUCAUUAUUUUUCAUCAUACAGAACUGAGACUGUAUUCAGGUUUGUCUCUUCAGCUUCUUGCAUUUUUUCUUCAGUAAUGUAACAGUACUGCGAUCUCUAGCGCCGAGGAACACAAGAGGAAAUGUGACUUUUUAUGCCUCUCAGUAGCGAAUUUAUUCAAAUUUGGCACAAACGUCCAUUUGGACUCAAGGAUGAACUGAUUAGAUUUUGGUGGUCAAAGGUCACUGAGACCUCACAAAACAAGUUUAUGGUCAUAACUCAAGAAUUAAUAUGCUAAUUAUGACAAUUUCACACAAAUGUCUAACAAGAUGAAAGUGGUGACAUUUUGGACUGACCUGGAUGUAAACUGCAACUUGACUGAUUGGCGGAGGCGUACAACCGCGAGGCCGUAAUUACUUUAUUCAUGUCAGUCAAACUGAAUUUUUCUGUUUUUAAAACAGAAGUGUGAAAUUAUUCUGUGGCAUGAACACGGACGGUGAUUUCCUUUAGCAACAGAUCAGAUUUUUCUAGCUGCACAGUGUGCGAAAAGAAAUAUAUUAACCAGUUUAUAGGAUUUAAAGGAGUAAGGGGGAUGAAGGGAAUCAUCUUUUCCUCUGAUGAUGUUUAAGCAAUGCAAGCACACAACAGUAUUACAUGUCAAAAUGGAACAAAUGUGUGUAUAUAUAUAUAUAUAUAUAUAUAUGUAUAAUCUGGUGUACACAUUUACAACAGGAUGUAAACAGGUGUGAGAUCUGGAGGUGAAGAGCUUACAGGCCUACAGGGUGAUGUUUCUGGCUUUAUUGAGGUAAAAACAAUCGUAUAAUGUCUACUUGCCUCACAUUGAGAUUCAUCUUUUAUUAUAGUUGAGGAUAAAUUACAUGUUAUAUAUGCCUUUAUGUAUUUUUUUAAAUUCCUGUUUUCUGUUUUAUAAAAUUGUAUUUUGUUAUCUUAAAGUGUUUUUAUAUUUACUGUAUAUUUUGUCUUGAAACCUUUUUCAUGUCUUACAUGAAGCACUUUGAAUUGCCUUGUUGUUGAGAGGUGCUAUGCCAACACAUCUGUGUUACAUAUAAAUGUACUGUGUACAUUGAAUUCA